CCGGGCGCACACGUAGGCAGAGAGCGCGCUGGAGGCGCCGGGGAACGUUCUGCCCGGCAGUUCCCGGCCAGGGUUGCCUAGGAGACGGGGCUCGCGAGCGGCUUCCAUGGCUGCGUCGGACCGAGUGGUGCUGGGGCCGCUGGUGGGUUCGAUAGACCAGGGCACCAGCUCCACGCGCUUCCUGGUUUUUAAUGCGAAAACAGCAGAGCUCCUGAGUCACCAUCAAGUAGAAAUAAAACAGAAAUUCCCUAAAGAAGGAUGGGUGGAACAAGAUCCAAAGGAAAUCUUGCAAUCCGUUUAUGAAUGUGUGGAGAAAACAUGUGAGAAAUUGAACCAGCUAAACAUAGACAUCACCAACAUAAAAGCUGUUGGAGUCAGCAAUCAGAGAGAGACAACUGUGGUUUGGGACAAGACAACUGGAGAACCUCUCUAUAAUGCUAUUGUGUGGCUUGACCUGAGAACCCAGCCAACAGUUGAGAGGCUUCUUAAAAUAAUUCCAGGGCAAAAUAAAUCCUUUUUUAAGACCAAGACUGGCCUUCCACUUAGCACAUAUUUCAGUGCAGUGAAACUUCGGUGGCUCCUAGAUAACGUGGAAGAGAUCAGGCAAGCUGUUCGUGAUGGGCGAGCUAUGUUUGGUACCAUUGAUUCAUGGCUUAUAUGGAGUUUGACAGGUGGGAAGAAUGGAGGUGUUCAUUGUACAGAUGUCACCAAUGCCAGUAGAACAAUGUUGUUCAACAUUCAUUCCUUGGAGUGGGAUUCUGAACUCUGCCAUUUUUUUGAUGUUCCCAUGGAAAUACUUCCAAAAGUGCGGAGUUCCUCUGAGAUAUAUGGUUUGAUGAAAUCCGGAGCCCUGACAGGUGUGCCAAUUUCUGGGUGCCUGGGUGACCAAUCUGCUGCUCUAGUUGGACAAAUGUGUUUCAAGGAUGGACAAGCAAAAAACACGUAUGGAACAGGAUGUUUCUUGCUUUGCAAUACAGGUCAAAAGCCUAUUUUGUCUGAACAUGGCCUUCUGACCACAGUGGCUUACAAACUGGGCAGAGACAAACCUGUAUGUUAUGCACUAGAAGGCUCUGUUGCCAUAGCUGGUGCUGUUGUUCGUUGGCUAAGAGACAAUCUUGGUAUAGUAAAGUCUUCAAGUGAAGUUGAAAAACUUGCUGCAGAAGUGGGAACUUCAUAUGGCUGCUACUUUGUCCCAGCAUUCUCAGGAUUAUAUGCACCAUACUGGGAACCCAGUGCACGAGGUAUUAUCUGUGGCCUUACUCAGUUCACAAAUAAAAACCACAUUGCCUUCGCUGCGUUAGAGGCUGUCUGCUUUCAAACACGAGAGAUUUUGGAUGCUAUGAACAAGGACUGUGGGAUACCACUGAGUGAGUUACAAGUAGAUGGAGGAAUGACCAACAACAAGAUUCUCAUGCAACUUCAAGCAGAUAUUCUCUGUAUUCAAGUAGUGAAGCCAUCAAUGCCUGAAACAACAGCACUAGGAGCUGCAAUGGCAGCCGGAGCGGCAGAAGGAGUUGGAGUUUGGAGUCUGAAUCCUGGGGAUUUGACAGCAGUGACAUGGGAACGAUUUGAACCACAGAUCAAUCCUGAGGAGAGUGAAUAUCGCUAUGCCAGGUGGAAGAAAGCUGUAAUGAAAUCAAUGGGCUGGGAGAUAUCUGAACCUCAGGCAAAUGGUGACUCUAGUAUCUUCUCUAGUCUGCCUUUGGGUUUUUAUAUAGUGAGUAGCAUGAUAAUGUUAAUCGGAGCAAAGUACAUCUCAGAGUUGGAACUGAAGCAACAUCUCUGCAUGGUGCAUUGUGCUGUCCCAGUUGCUUCCUCUGAAAGAUAGAAUUGACAAAUGAGGCUACUUAAUGGAUUACCGGAAUUCAGCCUGUUUGGUUUAUAUGGGAAGAGAGAAGAAUACAGUUAUCUCCCAAUAUGAUGUCACUGUUUGUAUGAUUAGUUAAUUUAUAAACUCAUCUGUUGUCUGACCUAGAAAGACAUCCAAGACGAUGGAUUUCUAACCUGAAAUGAGGAAACUAAACUUCCCUCAACCCCCCCCCCCAUACAAUUAUACCUGUCUUUUCUCCUCUCUGAUUCCCCACCACUACCUUUUAAGUAGCCUUUCAGGGUCUAUAGGUCCUAACUUUGAGGACAUGCCAUAAAUAGAAGUUGUAGCCUUUCUAAUUGUUGGUACUUUAUUAUAAUGCACUAUAGUAAGUCAUAAAACAGUAAAAUUAUUUCCCAGCUACUGUGAAUUACUGUAGUUAUAUUUCUAUGGUUUCUAAAAGCAUUUUUGGUUCAGUAGCCAUUGGAUUGAAACAUCUCUAUUGGUAUAGGUUUUUUUUGUUUUUAUUUUUUAACACUAACUCAGUGUAUAAUCCGUACCGGACACUUUAAUAUCUGCUGGUAAUGUCAGCAUUAAAUGAGGUUUGUUUUAUUGUCUCUUGCAUACAUUCAUGGGAUGAUCAUUGAUAAGAACUAUUUAAGACACUAAAUCGUAACUGUCUCUUUUGGAAGGGGGCAGGCAAAAUCAACUUUUUUGUAAAGGCCAUUUUUGUACUUUUGCAUUGUUUUGAAAGCUAGAUUUUACACUGUCCACAGUGGAGCCUGGUAGUCCUUAAUAGCCAGUAGCCCUUACAGUUAAAAGGAUGUAUUGACCCUUGUUGUCCAGUGCUGCAUUUGGUCUUUUCUCAUCCCAGUUUAGGAUACUACAUGAUGCACAAAACUUUAGAAAGAUGCAGCUAUUGCUGUUUACAAAACAGGAUCCACUCUAAAUAAGUUGUUCUCCCUCAUCACUUUCUGUUCUUGAUUACAUUUAGUGUAUCUUAAGGACCAAAAGCUGCUUCUGAAUUUGUAUCACCAUGUUUUUACUUCACAGUGAGCUUGUUUUGUGUCUUGAAUUGUGGUGAUUGCAAGCCCAAAUCAAAGCUUUGGGAUACACAAACUUGAGUAUCCAAAACUAGUCAAUUAAGGUCUAAGCCACAAAUUUAGAAAUUGCUUUCAGUCCACUUAAAAGUUUAGACCCUGUAUAUCUGAACAAAUAGUCAUCUAAUGUGAUUAUAGGUUCUUCUCACUUUUCCUGUUUGCAUAGUGACAAUCUGACAGUAGCAGCAUAAAUUAUUUAAAAGUUUAUUUGAUAGGGCAGAGAAAAUAGGCAAAAUGAUACUAAUGUUACAGUGACACUGAGGAGGAGGGUCAGUGUGGGAACUCUCCUGUCAUUUAUUUUGAAUGUUUCUCAUAGAUGCACUAGGAACUAAAGGGAGUGCUUUUGUGUUCAAAAGAUCUCUCCUGGUCUGCUUUGUGCAAAAGCAGUCAUUCUUUAAAAAAGCUUUAUUUCUCCCAUAAACUGUAAAGGAGGAGCUAAGUAGAGAAUAUGAAGUAUUGGAGCUGCAUAAAAGUUCAGGUCUGAACAUGUGUUUAAUAUAAACUGCCUUUUUAUUAUCAAGUGCAAUGAAGUCUGAAAACCUCUGCUUUUUAAAUGUUCACUGAGGAAUAUAUUUUCCCAUUGGUGCUUGUAUAACUGAUAUUCAUGGGAGUCUGAUGCACUGGUGGAAAUAUAUAACCUCCCUUCAUACCCAUAAUCUGUUCACUCAGUCCUUAGGUCACUUGAAUGUACUUUGUCCACACUAACUUCUGUAAAUACCUAGUCUUUGAAUAUGUGUAGCAAUGAAGGUUUCUGGUUUUCAGUAUGUAUUCAGGUGUAUCUGUAGAAGUAUACUGAAGGAGUGUCAUCAGUAAAUAAUGGUAAAACAACAAAGCUGCUCAGCUUUACACAAUUCUUAAUCUUCAUACCCUUUGACUUACUCUCUUCAACCUCACAUCUAUACUACAGGGACUACAUUGGCAUAGCUACGGUGUAGUUAUGCCAUCUUAAUUCUGUACUGUGGCUGCAGCCUGCUCCAAUAAAAGUUUUUCCAUUGGUAUAGGAACAGCACCUUGCCAGGUGAUGGUAUCUUGGUUGAUGGAAGCAUGCUUUUGUUGACCUAGCUGCAUCUACACAGGGAAUUAGGUCGGCAUGGCUACAUCGCUUUUGGGAGGUGAGUUUUUCACAUCCUUGAGCAAUGCAGCUAUGUUGAGCUAACCACCAGUGUAGGCCAGACAAACACCAGGAACCAAUGUUGUGCUAAUAGCCCUUGGAGGAGGACACUGAUAAAGGGUGGUGCAUACUCUAGAAAAUGGGGUUUCUGAAUAGUUAUUUGCCAAAAUUACUUCCCAGGUGGUUAUUUUCUCCAGAAUAAUGCUGAAACAGGAAACCUGUAAUAAGUAGUGAACUGGAAAUCAUUAAUUUCAUUAUGUUGCCUUUUACACUGGUGUAUCUCUUUUGCAAACAGUAUUGAUUCUGCUGGUUUUCUGACAAAUCAAACCUGUUGUGAGAUGAUGCUGUUCCAAUUGCAGUUUGUGAGUAAAUGACUAACUUAUUUUUUGUGAGAUUCAAAUUACUGUUACAGAUAUUUUUUUAAAAACUGUUACUUCAACACCAUUGUUAAUUUUCUACCAAAUAGCUUAUAUUAACUGUAAAUAACUUGAAAACCUCUUCAAAUAAAUUGUGUGAAUAGAA
Gopherus flavomarginatus (Mexican gopher tortoise) is the source of this 4540-nucleotide messenger RNA. It is a transcript of the gene GK, whose product is annotated as glycerol kinase. Lineage: Eukaryota; Metazoa; Chordata; Testudines; Testudinidae. The coding region runs from base 107 to 1828 and encodes 573 amino acids. Gene Ontology annotation, biological process: triglyceride metabolic process; glycerol-3-phosphate biosynthetic process; glycerol metabolic process. Gene Ontology annotation, cellular component: mitochondrion. The record is from RefSeq and is a predicted model, not a curated record. Gene Ontology annotation, molecular function: glycerol kinase activity. The transcript has 21 exons.